AUGUCGACGGCAAGCAUCAAGGACCACGCCAACACCCUUCUGAACCUUUUGGACAUGGAGCGCAGCCUGGCCAUGGGUACCAUGCCGCCGAAAUUGAUCUUUAUUGGGCACAGUUUGGGCGGGCUAGUGAUCAAACAGGCUCUUCUCAAUGCCAAGGAGGAUCCGAAAUAUACAUCUAUCCGCAAUUCCACCUCUGGCCUUGUCUUUUUUGGCACGCCUCAUCGGGGAGCAAAAGCCGUGGAGCUGGGAAAGAUUGCCGCUCGGGUCGCUCGCUUCGUGUCCAACGGUCAUGCCAGUAACGACCUUAUGAACUGCUUGGAGCACAACUCACUGUUCACCCGUCAGAUGACAGAUCGAUUCCGACAUCAACUUGAGGAUUAUCGGGUGGUCAGUUUCAUCGAAGGAAAGGAAGUGCAACUGGGAGGGCUUGGCCCAGCUUCGAUCAGCCACGUGAGUCUUGUGGUUGAUGAGGAGUCCGCAGUAUUGGGACUGUCCGGUCUGCGCGAAACCCAGCUGAAGCUCGAUGCCGAUCACUCCCAAAUGUGCAGAAUUGCCUCUCGAGGCCCAAUGUACCGCUUGAUCCAAGGAAAUAUCAAACAACUGGUCGAGCAAGCACUUUUGUCGGAGCAGGGAUUUAUUCCACAGUCGAUAGCUCAAGGGACAGGCCCUUCUCCGCCCCCACUGCCACCGCGCAUUCAUUCCAACAGCAGCAUCCCUUACCAGACAAGGCCACCUGCACCGGUGGAAAAGGUCACGGGCAGUAUGUUUACCCCGGUAGACAAUGAUCCCCGAUCGGUGCAAGCGGCGGAACUUAAGAACUGGGCACGGUGGGAUGAGGCGAGGACGGUCGAGUAUGAGAUUUUCCAGGAGCAUCUACGAACGCUGGGUCCAGAUCAUUUCAGCACUCUCGCGGUGGCGUACAAUCUCGCAGAAGUGGAACUGGAGAGCAACUUUGUAGAAAAAGCCAAGGAAUGGUGUAGAUGGGUAUCGGACAAUUCCCAACGCGUUUUUGGGCCCAAGCAUCCAUUAACGAUGAGGACCGAAAGUCUGAUGUCGGAGGUUUUGUGCCAACAAGGCCAGUACCAACAGGCGGAAUCCGUUGGCGCCAAUGUAUUGGCGCGCCAGCAGAUGACCAUCGGCGAAGAACAUUGGGAUAUCUGCGAAACACGGCGCCGAUUGGCCAUGACAUACAAUGCGUUGGGCCGUCGCGAAAAGGCCGUUCUGACUGCCGAAAAGCUCACCGAGACCGUCCAGAGUCUUCUUGGGGAAAAGCACAUUCGGGUGUUCAGCUCUGCCUUGAAUACGCUGGAGUACAUCUUCUGCAAUCAAGGAGGGGAUUCGAGCACCCUCAUUGUGAUGAGAUUCCAACCAGAGGUCCAACAAGCGGUCGAGGUUCUGCAACGGGUCCACGGCGAACUGCAAUCCGCCCUGGGUAAUGGUCAUCCCUAUACCAUCCGCGCUCUCUGUCUGCAUGGUCGGGCUCUUGGCUUUGUUCAGCAAAACAUCGAGGCUUCAGAGACGCUCCGGCGAGCGUUGGCGAGCGCAGAGGAAUCGCUUGGGGCCGAUCAUCCACUGACCAUGGACGUGGUGGGCAGCAUUGGUGUCAUGUAUGCUCAGCAAAGUGCCGCUGCUUUCCACCAUGAAGCGACCGAAGCCUACCCCUGGUUGAUCCGUUAUCUGAACUGGGUGGAGCAGCGCAAGGGCAAGAGUAACCCAGAGACACAAGCCACUUUGGAGUUGCUGGCAAACAUGCACUUUAAAGCCAAGGAGUAUGAGUCUGCGCAGACUUAUUUCGAGCGCAUCGUGGAAGGGGCACGGGGUGGUGACCAGAAAGUGGUGGAGCGGACGGAUAGUUUCCUCCAGCUGUGCCGGGCCAACACCAUGUAUACGCGACGCGGUCGUGGGUCGAGAGGCAUUUUGUCCGCGUUGCAACCCGCAUCUACCCGAUGGAAUUUUUGA
This is a messenger RNA of Penicillium salamii, 1959 nucleotides long. The record is from the annotation of a GenBank genome assembly. NCBI's taxonomy places the organism in Eukaryota, Fungi, Ascomycota, Eurotiomycetes, Eurotiales, Aspergillaceae.